This is a messenger RNA of Lodderomyces theae, 1425 nucleotides long. It is a transcript of the gene EMP46, whose product is annotated as Emp46p. Gene Ontology annotation, cellular component: endoplasmic reticulum-Golgi intermediate compartment; COPII-coated ER to Golgi transport vesicle; Golgi membrane. Gene Ontology annotation, molecular function: D-mannose binding. The transcript has a single exon. Gene Ontology annotation, biological process: endoplasmic reticulum organization; endoplasmic reticulum to Golgi vesicle-mediated transport; Golgi organization. Bases 1 to 1425 code for a protein of 474 amino acids. NCBI's taxonomy places the organism in Eukaryota, Fungi, Ascomycota, Pichiomycetes, Serinales, Debaryomycetaceae. The record is from RefSeq and is a predicted model, not a curated record.
AUGCGUCUGUUCAAAAGUAUUCUAUUUAAUUCUGUCCUUGCCACUGCCCUAGUACCGAAUGUCAACAUCGAGCAACAAAAUAAUAGAGGUGUCGAUCCCAGUCUCGAAUCUGUAUCGUUGCCUAAUCUAUUGACCAUCGAAAGUAUAUCGCAAGUGAAAAACUAUGAAUCUAGUGGUGUCACUUUCGAACAAGGAAGAAUACUGAUGAGUCAAAAUGGUGUUCUUUGGUCAAAGUCUCACAUCCCUUCUAAAGAGUUCACCGCGGAGAUCAUUUUCAGAUCAACUGGUAAAUCGCAAGACAUCCAAUUCCCAGAAAAUGGCUUAAACGUUUGGCUUUUAGAUGACAAGAAAAGUCAGGGUUUGGACCAGUACGAUGGAUUCAAAUUUGCAAUCAACAAUGUGGAUACACAAGGCUUGAAAAUUUUCAACAAUGAUGGAAGCAAAAAUGCUGAAAAUGGACUUGAUGUGAGCAUUGGUGAUUGCCAAUUCAGGUAUUUGGAAAGUGACGUUCCAUUCACAUUGAGAGUGUCCUAUAGUGACGACAGUUGGUUCAAGGUACAAGUCGACAACAAUCUAUGUUUCAAAACUGACAAGAUCACGUUGCCUCAGAAUCAAAACUUCAAAUUGGGAAUCACUAGUAAUACGAACCCCCAGUCUCAAGAGAAUUUUGAAAUUUUGGCUGUCAAAGUAUGGGACAAAUUGACCGAGGACGCCAUUGAUGAUCACGGACUAAUGGUUGAUGGAGAAUUGAAGGUGGAUGUUAAAAAAGUUGUUGAUACUCCACAGCUGAAUCGAGAUGAGGAUCAUGUAUCGCCCAGAGUAGUGAGGGAAUCGUUGAUGGAAAGAGCCAGAAAGCAUAGAGAAGAAAUGGAGAGGUUGCAACAACAAGGUGGAUCCAGUCCAAAUACCGAUUUGCUGUCGAUACUCAACAAAUUGAGCCACUUGGAGCACUUGGUAAAUGAGUUGCCAAAAAACUUUAAUCCAUUGUCCAGCUCGGGCAACCAAGACGGCCAGAUAGACAGAUUAUCCCAGUCUCAGUCUGAUAUCAAUAACGCCAUCAAAGAAACUCAUGAAACUAUUCGUGAAUUGAAGGAAACGUUUGUGCAACAGUAUGCCCAAUUACUUCAAGCUGUGUCUGACCUUAACCAUAAAGUCAUUGGAGAGGUUAGAGAGCAACACUUUGGUAUGGAGGAAAUCGGCAAAAAGGUUGACUUGUUGAUGAAUGAACACAAAGAAGUACAACAUCAAUACCGAAAACAAAAUGAUCAAAUGAGUCAAAAAUCGGCUCACGGGGGAUCUCAUACUGAAUCAACAGUUGAUAAAUUGAUUAGAUGGAUUAUCAUUCCUUUGUUGAUCGUGUUACUUGCGUUGGUUGUUUUCGUUUAUCGUCUUAGACAUGAUAUCAAGCAUUCCAAACUUUUAUAG